Manacus vitellinus (golden-collared manakin) is the source of this 669-nucleotide messenger RNA. Its product is annotated as transmembrane 6 superfamily member 2-like. The record is from RefSeq and is a predicted model, not a curated record. Gene Ontology annotation, biological process: regulation of lipid metabolic process; lipid homeostasis. The annotation marks the transcript as partial. NCBI's taxonomy places the organism in Eukaryota, Metazoa, Chordata, Aves, Passeriformes, Pipridae. The transcript has 8 exons. Gene Ontology annotation, cellular component: endoplasmic reticulum-Golgi intermediate compartment membrane; endoplasmic reticulum membrane.
AUGUUGCGGAACCGCUUCGUCCCUCCCUCCUUUCCCGCUCCUCCCCGGGGGAACCGGGACCGAGCCCGGGGCAAAGUGCAGGUUCAGCCCCCGGCCUGGGGGCACGAGGGCGCAGCAGUGACCCGCAACCCCCCACUGCUGGUGCUGACGGUGACCCUGGUGCUCCUCGGCCUCUUCUCCGUCAUCCUCCUCGGCGGCGGCAUCAGCCACUUCCAGGACCCCCUGUUCUGUGUGUUCGUGGUGUUCUCCUUCGUCUCCGGCGUCGACCUCAUCAUCGCCCUGGAGGAGGACGGGUUCAUCUCUGGCUUCAUGGAGGUCUAUGUCAGAGAGGGCGAGCCCUACCUGCGCACGGCCCAUGGGAUCAUGAUCUGUUACUGGGAUGGCGUCGUCCACUACGGGCUCUACCUCACCAUGGUCAUGGCCAUCGGCCACAGGAAGAACUACAGGAACCUGGGGCUCUUCUGGCUGGGCUCGCUGCUGAUGAGCGUCGUGGUCUUCCUGCUGGGGAACAUGAUCGGGAAAUACAGCUCCGAGCUCAGCCCCUCCUUCCUGCUCAACCUGCCCUACAUCCUCCUCCUCCUCUGGGCCGGGGCGAGGCUGUUCCAGCAGCCCAGGGAGCCGCUGCUCCUCAGCCCCGAGAAGGUGGCGGAGGAGCAGCGCAAACCCCUG